This is a messenger RNA of Didymodactylos carnosus, 938 nucleotides long. Lineage: Eukaryota; Metazoa; Rotifera; Eurotatoria; Philodinida; Philodinidae. The record is from the annotation of a GenBank genome assembly.
ACGGAAUUCUUGUUCAGCAUAAAAAAUUACCUAUAUAUCAAUAAAAUUUGACAAAGAAUAACGAAUAGGUAAGAUAAUACAUGACGAUGGUAAAAUGUAUUACUAAUACAACUUUGUACGUAUUUUUUCCCAAUUUCUCAUUAAGACGCUAACAGCGACGAGGAAAAUGAUGAUCCCGUAAUGACUACUCGAAACCAACAGCCAUUACAUUAUUAUACGAGAGAAUCUACUGACAACGUCUGCAUUGACUUCUUAAAACUAGUUCGACAGUCGCAAAUCAGCAAACAACAAUCUCUACAGUUUUUAUUAUUCAUUAAAAAUAUUUUACCUGUACCAAAUCUAAUGCCAAACACAUUGGAUAAAAUACUAACUCAGCUAAAUAUCACGAACUAUUUUUACAAACGGGCUAUAUGUAUAUUAUGUGAGAAACAACUCAAAAAUGAACAAACAAAAUGUGACGUUUGCUCGACGGCUAACCCAAAACACACAGCCACAUUCUUGACACAAACUUUUCAGCUUUAUUAUCAUCAGUCGUGACACGUCUAGCUAAAGAGAUUCAACGAUUUAAGCAGCACAUAUCAACAGCGAAUCCAACAACUCCAUAUGAUAUUCCAUUCGGUAAACAAUAUCAGAAACUAUUAGCUGAAUGUCCUGGUCAGAAUUUAUUAUCAUUAGUGAUUCACCUUGAUGGUGUUGGCCUGGUGAAAUCCACUAAUCUUAAAUUAUGGCUGUGCAGCGUUUCUCUGAUUGAAUUACCACCACAUAUCCGUACCAGACGACAUAACAUGCCACUACUAUCCAUGUAUAUUGGACAUACAGAACCUAAUGUCAAAAUUUGGCUAAAAUGGAGUUUAAAUAUGGUAAAUCAAUUAAAACGUGAAGUUGUCCCUGCAUAUAUUCAAAGUUUACAUUAUACGGAAGAUCCUGUCAAAUUUUGA